Molecule: messenger RNA, 930 nt
Organism: Asparagus officinalis (garden asparagus)
Lineage: Eukaryota; Viridiplantae; Streptophyta; Magnoliopsida; Asparagales; Asparagaceae
Exons: 4
Coding region: 77-694 (205 amino acids)
Source: RefSeq, a predicted model, not a curated record
UGAUGGGAUCCAUAGGAGAGGGGCAAGAGGGAGAGAUCGAAUUGGGUUGUUAGGGUUUGGUUAGGGUUAUUAGAGGAUGUUGACGGCGAAGAAGCCGGCGUCUCCGGCGAAGAAGCCGGCGUCUGCGUUACCCAAUGACGAUUCUUACGGGGAUGGUCUCCACAAGAUGACCGACCAAGAGCAGGCCAUAUACGCGGCAGCUGUUCGUCGCAGCGAUGGAUUUGAUGUUCCUCCGUUACCCAAUGUUUUCGCUAUCGGUAUCAUCCAACCGGUUGACAGCGAUUGGCCCGCUGAGGAUAUUCGUGAAAUCGCCGACUUCGCCAUGGAGGACCAAAACGAGAAGAGAAGGAAAGAGGGUGGCAAUGAACUCCGGCUUAAGGAUGUCAUCAAGUGUAAUGUGAGGGCUGCUUGUCCCCUCGACUAUUACAUAACUUUAAAGGCCGAAGAUGUCGUCACCCUCGAGGUCGAUGAAUAUGAAGCCUUGGUGAUGACUCGUUGCGGAAACCAGAAAGACGAGGUUCAUAUCUUUAGGAAGAAAAACAAACCGACUAUUAAUCCACCAGCGUCCACAGAGCUUGAACCAAGUAAUUCAGAUUGUGCAGUUGAGGACCCAGACAAAAUUUGUGACUCCAGAAGUUGGGACCGAGGGGAGACAAGAAGGAGGAGACAGCGAAGGAGGAGAAGGAGAUCCUGAGUUAUGGUUUCUUUUAGUAGGUUCAUGUUGGUAUCUUAUUUUGGCUUAUUGGACAGUUUGGUUAUAUUGUAUCUGUGGCAUGUUAUCUUUUAAAUGAAGGCUUGUGGUGAAUUCAGGACCUUCUCCUGUUGAUUUUAUGCUAGAACUCUUUUGUAUUGUCGGACUAUUUAAGAAAGAUAAUCGUGUCUAGUUAUGUUGAAUGCUGAAGGGAUGUAAAACCUAUGUUUUUUUUCCAA